Toxotes jaculatrix (banded archerfish) is the source of this 5925-nucleotide messenger RNA. RefSeq names its product carbohydrate sulfotransferase 3-like. Gene Ontology annotation, biological process: N-acetylglucosamine metabolic process; carbohydrate metabolic process. The record is from RefSeq and is a predicted model, not a curated record. Bases 355 to 1662 code for a protein of 435 amino acids. Gene Ontology annotation, molecular function: N-acetylglucosamine 6-O-sulfotransferase activity; chondroitin 6-sulfotransferase activity. The transcript has 3 exons. Gene Ontology annotation, cellular component: Golgi membrane. NCBI's taxonomy places the organism in Eukaryota, Metazoa, Chordata, Actinopteri, Toxotidae.
GGCCUGACCUGCAGCCUCCUCAAACAUGAGCCCGUCUGACCUACAGGUUUUACCAACUAAAAUUAGUUCUGUUGAUACCUUUGCAUUGGAUUGUUCUUUAUCACACAUGUGAAGUAGUCUCGGGAAGUAAUGGAAUUAUUCUCGGUCCGGAGUCACUCUUGGAGGAAAGGCUGAUCAACUUCACGGAUGAACCGGAGCGGGACGCCUUCAUCAUGAUGGGUGAAACAUCGCCUGCAGCGAGGAAUACAAAUAACUGGAAGGCUCUUUAAGCAGGCAACUGGAGAUUUGCGAGAUUGGCAGAACCUAUUAAGAAGAAGACUGUAAAAGCAUAUCGAGACACAGCUACAUCCAAGAAUGAGGAUCAAAUACACAAUAUCCAUUGUCUUUUUUGUGGCACUUGUUAUCAUUGAGAAGGAAAACAACAUUAUCUCAAGGGUGUCAGAUAAGCUCACCUUAAAGCAGACCCCUCAGACCCCUCUACAACCCAGUGGCUUUUCCCACAUACUGCUGAAGCACAAUGGUUCCUUUACAUCACUCAGCAAGAAGGACUCUGCCUUCAUGCUGAUGAAGCGGCGCCUGGAGAACUACAGCGAGCACCAGGAGGUGCUGACAAGGGGAAGGAAACACAUCCUGCUGUUAGCCACCACCAGGACGGGCUCCUCAUUUGUUGGGGAGUUUUUCAACCAGCAGGGCGACAACAUGUUUUACUUGUUUGAGCCUCUGUGGCACGUAGAGAAGAUGUUGACACUGGAGACCGGAGGCACCAAUGCCACAGCGGCAGCCAAGGCGUACCGUGACGUGCUUCAGCAGCUCUUCCUGUGUGACUUCUCCCUGCUGGAGAGCUUUAUUGACCCCCUCCCUGUGGACCAUAUCACCACCGCCCUCUUCCGCAGGGAGUCCAGCAGCUCUUUGUGUGAGGACUCGGUCUGCAGCCCCUUCAUCAAAGGGGUCUUUGAGCGCUAUCACUGCAGGACCAGACGCUGUGGGCCCCUGAACCUGACCAUGGCGUCUGAGUCCUGCCUCCAGAAGGACCACAGGGCCAUCAAGUCAGUGAGGGUGCGCCAGCUGGAGACCCUCCGUCCUCUAGCUGAGGACCCACGUCUUGAUGUGAAGUUCAUUCAGCUAGUUCGGGAUCCUCGGGCUGUUCUGGCCUCACGCAUGGUGGCUUUUGCAGCAAAAUACAAGAACUGGAAGCAGUGGGCCAUGGAUGGGGAUGUACCCAUUGAUGAUGACGAGGUGAGAAAGCUGAAAGGGAACUGCGACAACAUUAGGAUGUCUGCAGAGAUCGGCCUCAGGCAGCCACUGUGGUUGCGUGGGCGUUACAUGCUAGUGCGGUAUGAGGACAUCGCUCGGUUCCCCAUGAGAAAGGCAACAGAGAUGUACAGAUUUACUGGAAUCCCUUUCACGCCACAAGUGAAAUCCUGGAUCCUAAAGAACACCCAGGCCUCCAAGGAGACCAAUGGUGUUUACUCUACACAGAAAAACUCAUCAGAACAAGUGGAGAAAUGGAGGUUCAGUUUACCUUUCAAAAUAGCCCAGGUUGUACAGAAAGUUUGUGGGCCAACACUGAAGCUUUUUGGGUACAAAUUUGUAAGCAGUGGAGAAAUGUUAACAGAUAAGUCUGUUAGUUUGAUUGAGGACAAAGUGUUUAACUUUUCAUAGACUCUGAUGGACAUGAACUCUGAACGAUGAUGCAGGAAAAAUCAACCUUUCUGAAAACUCUGGAAUGACUGAUAUUUAUUAGGGUCUUUUGUCUUGAUACAGAGAGCUAUAUAUUUUCUGAUAGUGUGCUAUUUAAAGAUUUACUAUUUAAAAUAGCUUGAUGGAGACAAUGUAUGAACAUAGGAAGCUAGAGUAUCUUUGUUUUUGCACUCCAGACUGUUUUCUCUGUCCAAAUGCAAACUGUGUCGUCGGCUUGUCCUGCCGAUUUAGGCAAAAUCCUAAGGGAGAUGGCUGUGGGUUUGUGAGCAACAUAUGAGUUGUUUCAAACACUUCCAGGAACGUCAUUAGCUGUUUUUGUCCAGCAGUUCCUGAGUAAGCAACACAAGCUGCUUUUAUACCAAAGAAACUUGAAAUGUUAUGCAUAGCCAAAAAAAAUAAAAAAUUGCUUUGUAUAGCAAUGUUUAUGGCAGGAAGAGGAAAUACCAGUGUUUUUCAGAUAAUUUCUUCACAUGAGAUUUAGAAGUAAUGCUCCAUGCUAAAUUUAUUUAUUUCUUCUUGUUGCUUAAAAGGCCAUACUUACUCCAGGUCUGAAUGUGCUCAACAGGUUCUUUUCCCCUCUGCAGGGGUACUUUUCUUGCACACGUAUAUAGUAUUUUGCUGUACACGUUUGUUUGUAAUUGGCCAAGAUUUGUUUGAAGUUGGACUAGUCCCUUUCUGUAAAAACAGAUGUUUACACUGCUACUGUAUGCAAAUAUUCCAACUGCAGCUGGUUUGCAGGAUUGUGCAAGGUUUGUCAGCAGGUCUUCUCUGUUGACACAAGUCUCUUGGCUGGUGAUAAAAAGGGGCCCCAGUACUCUGGCCUGGCAGACUGUUUGAUAAUGUUCCAGUCUGUUUGUUCUUUUUGCAUUUUGUUUGUUACAAUAAACCUUUUACAUUAACUGUAAAAAUUCUCAUUUUUAGUUAGGACACAUUUUUUUUUGUAAAUAUAGUUAAACUGGUAAUGUUUUAACUUGUCUGAAAGAGUUUUUACAUCCAGCUGACAGCAGCACAGCUUCCACAUUCUGUCAUCAGAUAUCUUUUUUAACAGUCAUAGAGACUAAGCCAUAACAGGAAGCAUUUGUGGCAGAUCAGUGAUGUCAGUGAUAGCACCUGGGUAUCAGGUGGUAUCAUUAUAUUAAAGAAACAGAAGCUGAGUGAACAGUUUCCAAUAAAUACCACCUUUGUAAAGCUUCUAAUAAAACAGCCCACUUCAGCCUGUCGUGGUGGGGGGUGGGGGUCUGCUUGUGACUAAAACCAGAUUUUGACAAUGAAGUCACACCAAACAUGAGAACGCAACACAAGCAAACAGGAACAGUGGUUACAAGUAGAUUAUUGUUGCUAAGCAACAAUACAACGGUUGCUUCAACACCCCCACCUUCCUGACUCAGUCUCAAACAGGUCAUGCUAGCAACUCUGUGAAACUGUUCUUCAUGCUUUGCAGUGAAUACAACAUUCUAACAUGCUCACUCUAACAGACAGAUGUUUAGGUAGUAUAAUGUUUACCAUGUUCACCGUCUUAUUUUAGCAUGUUAGCAUGCUAAAAUUUACUAAUUAGCACAAGUAAUUUCAAAGUUAUUUGUUUUGCAAGUAUUUGGUCAUAAAACAACAUUUAGGACUAACUGAAAUUUUAACCGGAUGUUGGCACUAGAUAAAAGGGUUAUUAUUCAUCCUGAGAUGAAUAAUAUGAUGUGUGUUCACCUAAUAGUUGAAUUUUGUUUUCACUACAAACAUCAAAUGUCAACUGUGUGGUGGCACAAGGGGAAAAACCAGGGGAUUAUCAAAGUCAGCAGGUGACUUCUCAUAAUAAUUCCAAUGGUAGAGAUAGUUCUGUCUGGAAAUUGGCCCACGCAAAGUGGUGGACCAAUGGACUGACACUUGUAUUGUUGUUGUCUUCUAAUGUAUGGGACGGGUUUUCCUAGAAAAGAACUAGUUCAUACAAAUUUGACAUGGUGUGGGUGGAGGGGGUUUCCAAAGCUGUUCAACCAUCAGAUACCAGUAUACUGGUGCCUUGAGAUCUGUCUGUUAUUUGGUCCAUUACCGCCAAGACUGCUCAUUACUGGUUCACAUUUUAUUUGUGUGCAUAUAAGAGUUUGUUGACCUAUUUUGUGCUUUGUGCCAAAAAACAGGAAAUCUAUAAAAGAAACAUUCAGAGUUAAUUUUGUAGCUUUAGUUGUGAAACACAACCACAUUGAUUUCCAAGCCUCUUUACUUUUUGUUUGACUGGUUAAUUGAAGUGUCUCUUGCUUUUUUUUUUUGUCUUUACCAAACCAAAUGUUUAAAGUUUCUGCACACCGACUGGUUUGUCUCUGAGGAAGCAAAAAGGAGGGAUACUGUGGAGGCAGCUGCUUUGACUUUCAGUGUGUUUACCACUGUGGGCCUGGCUAUUUAAGUCUCCAAACCUAGUAAUUACCCCAACUUUACAUAUAAUGUGGUCCAAGUCAUUUUCGUCCACCUGACCCCACCCGCUUACAGAAAUGCAGAUUUGCUGUCAUUUAAACAGUCCUUCUCUCUCUAAUGCUCUUUUCAUUUAGUGACUUUUUUAUUUAAACAUUAAUUUUCUCGUUCUUCUUACAUACUACUAAGCUAAGCCACCUCAGUGCACUUGAAGUACACUCACUCAUAUCCACAGAUCAUUAUCUGGUUAGUUCGGGCUGGCUGUUCUAUUUUAGUCUUGCGAGGUCUGCGUCUGAGCGUAAACCUAAUGAGAGAAGUUCAGCAUUCAUAAACUCUUAUAUUGGAGUGGCUUUAUGUGAGACGUGUGGAGGGUGGAGUCAUUGUAUGGUUGCGGCAAAUAUAGAAUAACCACUUUCCACUUAAUUACGCCCCCGCCCCCCCGUGGUAAAAUGAGGGAAUUUAGGUAACCCCACCCUCCUGCCCUGCCACAUCAACCAUGAGGGUUUGUAAAUAUGCAAAACAGCCUGAGCAGAGGAACUGGAUGAUACCAUGCUUGUAAGAUCUGUGAUAAACAGACACAAAAUUGAGGCAAUUCAGACGUGUCUCAGAGCUACACAUAAAACCUGUGCUGUUGUAGGCGAUAAUGAUGGCUGAGGAGGAGACAUAAAUCUAAAUACACAGCAAAUUAUCUCACACUGAGGAAUGCAAUUCAUAAAACUCAGGUUGUUGCAUGUGAUAAUGAGUGACUGUGUGGAGAAGGAACAGGAUUUCAGUAUACAAAACUCACUGCAUUCAACUUAUGAGUGUCGAGGGGUCAAAUAAAGCAGUUUAUUGUACAGGAAAUAUCACUGUUAUUGAGUUUUCUGUCAUCUUUGAUCAUUUUCCAUCUAUACAUAAAAUCCAUAUGAGUGAUUUUCAAGUAUAUCAGCAGAAGCUGCAUUAAGCUCUGUGGCAAUCUUUGCAUAGGAAGCACUUCUUGGCCAAUAUCACGCUGCUUCAAAUAAAAUUCAGGCAGUAAAACCUGUCUUUUUUUGUUGGCAUUUAUUGACACCGGAUCAAGUGCCACGUGAACUGUCUCGCUAUUAUUAAAGCCAGACAUUUUUCUCAUUUUGAGGUAGAACAGGAAAUGGUAACCUGGGGAUUUACGAGUGCUGUUGUAUUUGUUUUUCUUCACAUACAACCAUGGAGAGACAUCAAAGAUCUAAUGUGGUUUUUGAGGGUUUCUCAAAGCUGUUUAACACCAGUGUUUCUCAGAUACUAAAUGACCAUAACAUCACAAACUUAUCUGUGCCCAUGCCUUAACAUCCUUUCAUUCUUAUCUAUGCAUCCAUUAAUCCAUGUAAGGAACUGUUUAUGCACGCCGUGUCACAGAAUGCUCUUGAAAUCAACUGGUCAGUUUUAUACUGAAGAUAACAAUACAUUUGUAUCAUUCACUGACAUACUGAGAAACAUAAAAUUUCUUUGUGACAUAAGACAUGACAUUUUUUUGUUUUGUCGAGUACUUCAUUGUGGCUGACCACCCCAUAAAAGCUUUUGAAGGAACGGAAAUGGAGGCCCAUUUUCUCUGGAUUUAGAUUGAGCAAAACAUGUGAGAUGUGCCUAUGAGAUGUGGGCAGAGGCUCAAGCUGUCUGACCAUUACAGCCACCAAAAUGUAUAAAGAGACUAAAUAACAAUAAUUGUGAUGACUGUGGUAUCUUAAAAAAAUGCUGUAACUGAUUUUGAUCCUCACAAUAAAGUCUAGAUGUUCUCCGAGGUGCUUGCCAAACUUUAUACUGUUAAAAACAAUUUGAAAAUCCAACUUCUUAAGGAAAAAAUAUCCACUCAUGAAA